UUCAUUCUGACUCGUCUGUGUCCGUCAGUGUGGUGAAUAUUUCUCCCUCCUGCCUUCUCCGUGUCACAUUCCAGCUUCUAGGGCACAGCGUCCUCCUGCCAUGGGUUAUAAAGAGAAGCACAGCUCUAGUAUGCAUCUGCACUCUGCGCUAUGAUCACCUUUUGCCUCCAGUGAAUUUUUUGAAUUGUUUUGAAUAGGCAAACAGACUCUCUAGGAGAGUUUACCUUCCCACUUUUUGUUCCCUUCUUUGAGAUCUUUCGGACUUGUAUGGAUUCUCAUUUAUACAGAAAGCUCACUUAUGCACAGUGGAAUACUCAAGUGAAACAGUCUUUCACGGCUUCAGUUCAGAUGUGUGUGCAUGGACAGAAUACAAUGGGCCUCACUAAGCCAUCGGAUUUCAUCAAAAAUAUCUUAAUUUGUGUUCUGAAGAUGAGAGAAGGUCUUACAGGUUUGGAACGACAUGAGGUGUGACCUUUGAGUUCGCACAGAUGGACCACUACUGUAUGUAUCGACACACUCCAGUACCACACAAUAAGUGAUCCAUAGUGCGUCCGUGGAUGAAAUGGUUACAAGUUCCCUCAAUGAAAGGCAAACCACUACUGAUGAGAUGGCUUUAGUAAGCAAUGCAUUGGCUGCUUACUCCUUCAUAGCAGAUCACCCGGAACGGGCGGCACUGUAUUUUGUGUGUGGAGUGUGUUUGGGACUGGUUCUCACUCUCAUCGCGUUAGUGGUGCAGAUCUCCUGUCGAACCGACUGCAAAAGGCAAAAACAAGUACCCAGGAAAACAGGAAAGACUGCGGAGAGCACCAGUGACACGAGCGACAGCGAUUCGGACUGGGACAAUACUUCCGAUCUGUCAGCACGCCGCCACCGGCGCUUUGAACGGACGCUCGGUAACGUGUUUACCUCAGCCGAAGAGCUGGAGCGCGCGCAGCGACUGGAGGAACGCGAGCGGAUUAUACGGGAGAUCUGGAUGAACGGACAGCCGGACAUGCCGGGCACACGCAGCCUGAACCGCUACUAUUGAAGUCUUUGUAGAUUUAAGGAAAUAUUGAACAAUACAAUAGCUAUUACUUUUUUGGGGAUACAGUAAGGGACUAAGACAUGAGCAAAGCCAACACUGACAAGACAUCAAGGAACAUCUCUUCUGGUGGCACUGGCGCUCGUGUUUUUAAAGGUGCACUCAGUAUUUUUUGUUUAUGUUGCUGCGCCGAUAGUUACACUGACCACAUGAUACUGACACUUAUACUGACACCUAGUGGCGUGGAUGAAAAAGCAACAUUUUUAGUUAUUGAUGACAUUGUAGAAAUAUCCACAACUUGGAGAACACGGUAAUUACUCAUUUGGAGCAAAUUUAUCAAAUCUACAUUCUGCCCUGCUCCAAGUAAAAAUAAAACAAAACAGCUGCUUUGAUUUGACUGUUGACUUCAUUCGUUUGUGCUAUUCGUUUCUUAAUGAGGGAAAUUACUGAGUGCACCUUUAAUGAAAAGACUUCACCAAUAUAAGGUGAAUAUAAAACAGGUGAAGAAAAAUAAAAUGCUUGAGCUUUGAGUAUGCUUGCCUUGAAAUACUGUAUUUUUAAUUAGAAUGAAUUUUGUCUGAAAUUAGGUUUGGUCACAUGAACAUUGGUCAAUUCAGACACCUAAUUUUAUUAAGAUCUUAACCUUUUUAGUUGGCUGUAAUAUUUUUUAUUUAAGCAAAAUGACUAUUCUGUUACAAACACUUUUAUUAUACAAAAGCUUUGUCUUGGAGCUCAGGGUUUUUAUGACCUCUGUGAAGGAUUUCUUCUCAUUUCUGAGAUAUUUUGUCAACUGACAAAACAAAAUGAUUGUCUGUGCCUGCAUUUUCAAAAAAUUUACUUUAGAUACUUGGAGAACUUGCAGACAUCUUACAGAAUCUUUUCGUUUUACAGUGUAUAGGCCUUUUUCAAGCAAGUAUUAAUUAUGCAUGGAAGACAAUCACCUCUAUUUGUACUAUAUUUUUCACAGGGUAGUAUGCAUUUUCAACCUGGUGCUAUAGUUAAAAUCAAUCCGUGCAUGAGCACAGAUGAGCAAUCCAACUAUGGUCCAGAAAUGUCAGAUAUGUCAUCAAAUAUGUCCCUGUCCGUAUUUUACCCUUUGGUGUUCAACAUAUGCAGCAUUUUAAUGAUGUAACAAAGAGGCUCACAUGCUUCCACUGUCUCAUUCCACACUGAUUCAAUACAAGUGUUUCAAAAAUAUUUUCAUUUCAUAGAAAUAUAUGGAUUUAUUAGAAACUUUAUUUGUGGGGAAUUUGCAUCUGGUUGUCUUUUUUUUUAUUUUUUAACAUGGUUGUUUUGAAUGUGUAUGAGGAGUUUAAUGUGCCAAAAGUUUGUCUGUGGAUCCAGUCACUACAUCUUUCCAUAAAAUAAAAACCGAAGCU
This is a messenger RNA of Ctenopharyngodon idella (grass carp), 2400 nucleotides long. RefSeq names its product eva-1 homolog A (C. elegans) (gene eva1ab). The coding region runs from base 563 to 1027 and encodes 154 amino acids. The transcript has 5 exons. Lineage: Eukaryota; Metazoa; Chordata; Actinopteri; Cypriniformes; Xenocyprididae. The record is from RefSeq and is a predicted model, not a curated record.